AUGGGAACAGAAAGAAAUGCUGCUAUUAAAAAAUGCAGCCUGCAUAUUGCUGGCAUGACUUGCAGUUCCUGCGUGGCUAACAUUGAAAACAUCUUAUCUUCAAAACAGGGAAUUUCUGAGGUGGCUGUUACAUUGUUGGGAGGGAAAGCAGAAGUGGCCUAUGACCCCAACUUGGUAUCUCCUUCCCAAAUUGUUGACCUCAUUGAUUCCAGUGGGUAUGAGGCCACGUUGGCUGGCGAAAGUGAAGGGGGUCUGACAAGUAUAGACGUCAUCAUAACUGGCAUGACAUGUGGAUCGUGCGUGAGUUUCAUCGAGGACAGUUUGUUGAAGAAAGAGGGCAUCAGGGAGGUGCAUGUGUCUCUCCCGAACAACAUGGCACACGUCUCCUUCGAUGCUGAGGUCACCGGGCCUCGAUAUAUAAUCAAUCAUAUCCAGGUUAUUGGCUGCAGUGGCUAUGUGCGACGUGUCGCGUGGAUAUCUCGGCAUUUGUGGCACCACAGAAGUUUAACUCAAGUAUGGAAGAAGUCCUUCCUGUUUUCCUUGCUGUUUGGCGUUCCGUCCAUGUUCAUCAUGAUGUACUUCAUCGAUGUUGGGGGUGUUGAUACUGGUGCUGGAGAGUGCUCCAAGUAUAUGGUCAUUUCCGGUUUAUCCUGGGAAAAUUUUCUUCUUUUUAUUCUCUGCACUUUCUGCAUGGUGCUGGGUGGCAGGCACUUCAUCGUGAGGGGCAUCAGGACCCUGAGGAACCAGCACACGAACAUGGACGUUCUGAUUUUCAUGGCCACCUCCAUCGCCUACAUCUACUCCAUCGCUGUCCUCCUCAUCGCCAUCACACUUCGGAAGGAUUACAGUCCGCCUACAUUUUUUGAAACGCCUCCAAUGCUGCUGCUGUUCAUCUGCCUGGGAAAGUGGCUGGAGUGCAUCACCAAAGGCAAGACCUCGGAAGCCCUGACCAGACUGAUGUCCCUGCAGGCUACUGACGCCAACCUUGUGCUUACAACUGGUGAUAAUGUCGAGGAGAAGUUGAUUCCCGUAGACCUGCUGCACAAGGGAGACGUCAUAAAGGUGUAUCCAGGUGAGAAGAUCCCCGUGGAUGGAGUGGUAGUGGCAGGGUCGUCCAGCUGUGACGAAUCGCUCAUCACCGGCGAGUCCAUGCCUAUCGUCAAGUCAGCAGGCGACCAUGUGAUAGGCGGAUCAGUGAACCAGCUGGGCACGUUGCUGGUCAGGUGCACUCAGGUGGGGGGGGAGGGGACCCUGGCCAACAUCGUCAAGCUGGUUGAAGAAGCACAGAUGAGUAAGGCUAAAAGUCAAAAAAUAGCCGACCGAGUGGCAGGCUUCUUUGUACCAGGUGUGUUGGUCGUGUCCUGUGUCACUCUCGUCAUCUGGAUUGUCAUUGGAUACGUGCAGUCUCAUCAGGUAGUGCUUGUUGUGGGUUCAACUGCGAAGUCCAUCCACGAGUCAACCUUCCAGCGAGCAUUCCGCAUGUGCAUAUCAGUCCUCUGCAUUGCCUGUCCCUGUGCUCUGGGACUUGCCACCCCCACUGCUGUCAUGGUGGGCACGGGGGUGGGGGCUUUCAACGGCAUCCUCAUCAAGGGAGGGGAGCCUCUUGAGAAGGCCCACAAAACCAACUGCGUGAUAUUCGACAAGACGGGGACGUUGACCCACGGUCGACCCGAGGUCACGAAGGUCAUCGUGUUCUCAACCCUCGACGUUCAUUCGUUCGUCUCGAUACUUCUGGCUGUUGCAUCUGCCGAGUCGUGCAGCGAACAUCCCAUUGCCGAUGCUGUUGUCAACUACGCUAGGAAGGUUGGAAUAGAUCAGUUCGCCAAAGUGGACAGCUUCCAGAUGACGCCCGGCCACGGAUUGAAGUGUGUCGUCACUGGUCUGCUGGGCGGUUUGAAGCAAUAUCUAUCGUAUCUAUCGCCAUCAUCACUAUCAUCAUCAUCAUUAUUCCCGCAUCUAGACGACCAAUCAACAUCAUUACCAUCAGCACCGGAGACUGAGGUGUUGAUAGGCAAUCGGGAGUGGUUGAGGAGGAAUGGAGUGUUGGUGGAUAGUGUGGUGGAUGACGUCAUGAUGAAGUACGAGAAGGUGGGACUCACCGUUGUCCUCUGUGCUAUCGACUCCGUCCUGAUGAUGAUGCUGGCGGUGGAGGACACGUUGAAGGAGGAUGCCAGGUUGUCCGUGAAGUUGCUGCAGAGGAUGAAGAUUGACGUCAUGCUUCUAACUGGGGACCACACACUCACCGCUCGGUCCAUCGCUAGGAAGGUUGGCAUCAAAAAAGUGUUUGCUCAGGUGCUUCCGUCGGACAAGGUUCAAAAGGUCAAACAAGUUCAAAGUUCGGGCAAGGUCGUUGCCAUGGUGGGUGAUGGAGUGAACGAUUCACCUGCGCUGGCACAAUCGGAUGUGGGCGUCGCAAUUGGUACUGGCACUGAUGUUGCGAUCGAGGCUGCCGACAUCGUCCUCAUGAAGGACCAGCUGACGGAUGUUGUAGCUGCCAUCUCUCUCUCUCGCGUUACAGUCCGGCGCAUCUACAUCAACUUCGUAGCUGCCAGCAUCUACAAUCUUCUUGGCAUCCCAAUUGCAGCUGGGAUGUUCCACCCACUUGGUCUCUCCUUACAACCGUGGAUGGCUUCAGCUGCCAUGGCGAUGUCCUCCGUGUCUGUGGUCCUCUCGUCACUGCUGCUCAAGUUAUGGAAGAAACCGACCUUCAAACGAUACAAGGUAGGACAUUCUGAUGAUGAUUACGUCGAUGAGAAUGAUGCUGAUGAAGAUGAAGAUAAGACACAUUUGGAAGGCAUUCAUCUGAUCAACAUGGCUGCUUCUAACGGUACAACUGCUUUAAAUGAAGACGUUUCAAGGUCAGUUGUCAUGACUGUCCACGUUUCGUGCUUGCUUUGUUUUAUUUAA
This is a messenger RNA of Helobdella robusta, 2907 nucleotides long. RefSeq lists its product as hypothetical. Gene Ontology annotation, cellular component: membrane; perinuclear region of cytoplasm; trans-Golgi network. Bases 1 to 2907 code for a protein of 968 amino acids. Gene Ontology annotation, biological process: copper ion homeostasis; monoatomic cation transport. Gene Ontology annotation, molecular function: P-type divalent copper transporter activity; copper ion binding; ATP hydrolysis activity. The record is from RefSeq and is a predicted model, not a curated record. The transcript is spliced from 21 exons. Lineage: Eukaryota; Metazoa; Annelida; Clitellata; Rhynchobdellida; Glossiphoniidae.